Messenger RNA from Solanum stenotomum, 942 nucleotides. RefSeq names its product aluminum-activated malate transporter 8-like. Gene Ontology annotation, biological process: malate transport. The transcript has 6 exons. Gene Ontology annotation, cellular component: plant-type vacuole membrane. The record is from RefSeq and is a predicted model, not a curated record. Lineage: Eukaryota; Viridiplantae; Streptophyta; Magnoliopsida; Solanales; Solanaceae. The coding region runs from base 52 to 942 and encodes 296 amino acids.
AUUUUCAUCCUUUCACCUUCUCUUUUUUCUUUCUCAACUCAAUCAUUUCCAAUGGAUAUUGAUUCCAAAAUCCAAGAAAAAAAUAGUGUCUUCAACAUGUUGUGGAACCAAUUCAAGUGGUUUCCAAUAAAGUUGAUAAACAAAAUUAGCAACAUUGCUAAUAACACAAUAAAUAUUGGAAAAAAUGAUCCAAGAAAAAUUUGGCAUGCAGCCAAAGUGGGAUUAUCUCUCACUUUGGUUAUAUUGUUUUACUAUUCAUGGCCACUUUAUCAUAGUUUUGAACAAUCAGCCAUCAUGGCUGUCCUCACAGUAAUGGUUUCAUUUGAGUAUACUGCUGGUGCAACUAUAUCAAAGUGCUUAAACAUAGCAUUUGCUACAGCAUUAGGUGUCUCAUUAGGGAUUGGAGCUAAAUAUUUAGCUAAGUUUUGUGGAAAAGAAGGGGAGCCUAUAAUUCUUGGGUGUUUGGUCUUCAUUCUAGGUGCUUUAGGUACAUUUACAAGAUUUUAUCCACAUAUGCAAAGGAGGUAUGACUAUGGAUGCAUGUUCUCUGUGGCAACAUUUAGUUUGGUCACAGUGUCUGGUGAUAGGUACUUGGAGUUGGUUAAGCAAAGGAUAUCAACUAUUAUGGUUAGUGUUGCCACAGUCAUGGUUAUCUCAUUGGUCAUUCGACCAGUAUGGGCUGGAAAAGAUCUUCAUAAUCUUAUUAUUGCAAAUCUUGAAAAGCUAGCAAGCUUCUUAGAUGGUUUUGAAAGUGAGUAUUUUCAAGCAAUUGGUGAGGGCUCCAAAGACAAGGAAAAUGGAUUUCUUGAAGCCUUAAAAAAUGUUCUUGGUUCUAAGGCCACUGAGGAAUCUUUGUUGGCAUGGCUUAAUUCUCAUCUUGAAAAGAUCUGGCCAUAUGUGGAUGAGAUUUCUGAUUGUUGGAACUUUUUUGUUGCUAAUUGA